Molecule: messenger RNA, 1169 nt
Organism: Parathielavia appendiculata
Lineage: Eukaryota; Fungi; Ascomycota; Sordariomycetes; Sordariales; Chaetomiaceae
Exons: 7
Coding region: 106-876 (256 amino acids)
Cellular component (GO): nucleolus
Molecular function (GO): RNA binding
Source: RefSeq, a predicted model, not a curated record
GCACGCCGACGAUAAGCACGACAACGACCCUUCGCCCUUUCAACGUAGAUCCUCCGCCGUAUCCCCUGACGGUACCGUGAUACACCAUAACCAAAAACUGUCACGAUGCCCGCGCCGACAUCCCUUAUCCAGCCGCCACCGGCGCCCGAAGCGGUCCUUCUCCCCGCCCCCGAGCAAGAGGACGAGUUGCUCGUCGACAUGCAGGAAGCCAGUACCACAAAACCCAGCGCCGUAGCGCCCCCAACAACCGAAGAAGACGCGGAAAUGGCCAUCGACGAGGAAGGGCGGCCAAGGUUUGCUCCAGGAAAGGACGUGGACCCCGUCCGCCGCGCCGAGACAAGAAAAAUCCCCAUUCCGCCAAACCGCAUGUCCGCCCUAAAAAGCAACUGGUCCAAGAUAUACCCCCCCCUGGUCGACCACUGCAAGCUGCAAGUACGCAUGAACAUCAAGGAGAAGCGCGUGGAGCUGCGGUCGUCUAAGUUCACGGCGUCCAACGACGCGUUGCAGAUGGGCGCCGACUUUGUGUCGGCCUUCGCCAUGGGCUUCGACAUUGACGACGCCAUCGCCCUGCUGCGCCUCGACUCGCUGUACAUCCAGUCGUUCGACAUCAAGGACGUGCGCCAGACGCUCGGCCCUGACGCGCUCGGCCGUGCGAUUGGUCGUAUUGCCGGCAAGGAUGGGAAAACUAAGUUCGCUAUUGAGAAUGCGACAAAAACACGGAUCGUGCUCGCCGGGUCGAGAGUGCAUAUUCUCGGGGCCUUUGAGAACAUAGGCAUGGCCCGUGAAAGCAUUGUUUCGCUGGUGCUGGGUGCACAGCCUGGCAAGGUCUACAACAACCUGAGGAUUAUCGCCUCACGGAUGAAGGAGAGGUUUUAGACCUGUCGCACAGCGGGGAAAGAGCUUCACAGGGACAUCGGGCAUGGUCGGCGUUCAGGAGUACACUGUUGCUUUACAUGAUUUGUCAACGAACGAGGAUAAAUCGGCAUACCCAGGGAUCUGUGUCUGGCUGCAAAUUGCCAGUGAUUCAAUAUCCAUCGGAUGAAUUCUCCAUGCCCACUUAGGGACCGUCGCGGGUAUCAUAGUUCAAAAACUGCCCUCCCUAUUGUAGCCUCAUCCGCAUACUACUCGAUCUCAACGUCCAAUCUUCUUGAUAUGGACCUCCAGCUGGU